AUGGUGAGCAUUCGAAGGCGCAGACUGUUAGGACUUUACUCUGGGCAAACUUGUUUCCUGGCCCCACUUCCCAAGUCUUCUGAAAAUGGAUAUACUUCUCAAAAUUGUGUGGAGAACACAAAACAGAGUGUCCAUCCCAUGCCUUUAAAUUAUAUUUACCUGCCAAAAGAGAAAACCACCUCAGAAACUUGCCCCACUUUGUCAAAGGUUUCUGCUUUUAGUCCAUUGAAAGAGGAGCCUGUCCAGCCAUUUCCAGUUUCAGAGUUUAAACGCAGAAAGCGACACAGGAGGAAGCACGUCGAAAACCAAGAACAGUGUAUUAUGAGAGGGGUGUAUUUCAAGAACAUGAAAUGGCAAGCUGCAAUUAAAGUUGACAAGAAACAAAUCCACUUGGGAACUGUUGGCUCUCAAGAAGAGGCUGCCCGAUUGUAUGACAGGGCUGCAUUCAUGUGUGGGAGGCAGCCCAACUUUGAACUAUCAGAGGAGGAAAAGCAAGAACUUAGGAAAUUUAAGUGGGAAGACUUUUUAGCCAUAACUCGUUCCGCAAUUACUAGCAAGAAGAGUCAGAAAAGAACUGAGCCAGGCUUUCACCGACAACCUCAUAACAAUGAAUGGGACGGUGAACAAGGAUCCGAAGAUGACCCUUUAGUCUCUUGA
Molecule: messenger RNA, 657 nt
Organism: Fraxinus pennsylvanica
Lineage: Eukaryota; Viridiplantae; Streptophyta; Magnoliopsida; Lamiales; Oleaceae
Source: the annotation of a GenBank genome assembly